Molecule: messenger RNA, 1584 nt
Organism: Daucus carota subsp. sativus
Lineage: Eukaryota; Viridiplantae; Streptophyta; Magnoliopsida; Apiales; Apiaceae
Product: tetrahydroberberine oxidase
Exons: 1
Coding region: 7-1584 (525 amino acids)
Molecular function (GO): FAD binding; oxidoreductase activity
Source: RefSeq, a predicted model, not a curated record
AACAAAAUGAGAAACUUCAUUUGCUUAUUGCUUUCGCUUCUUUCUUUUAAUCUUUUGCCAGUAAUUUCUUCUGCAUCUGCAUCUUAUGGCAAUCAUCAAGAUUUUGUUGGAUGCCUUGUUUCAAACUCCACAUCUAUGAAAGAAGUUAUUUACACCCGAAGCAACUCCUCUUACGCCUCUGUCUUGGAGUUUUCUUUGCACAACCUGCGUUUUGCAACACCUGAAACUCCAAAACCUCUUGUCAUUGUGACCCCCAUGCAAGAAUCUCAGGUCCAAACUGUGGUGUAUUGCUCCAAGAAGCAUGAGUUGGAGAUGAGGAUUCGUGGUGGUGGUCAUGAUUUCGAGGGUAUAUCUUAUGUAUCUCAGGUCCCAUUUGUGUUGCUUGAUAUGAUUAAUCUUCGGUCAGUUGAUGUUGAUCCUGUAGCUGCAACUGCAUGGGUUCAAUCUGGUGCAACGAUGGGUGAGGUUUACUAUGCAAUUGCUCAAAAAAGUAAAACACUUGGUUUUCCAGGGGGAACUUAUGCCAGUGUUGGUGUGACUGGACUAAUCGGUGGAGGGGGGUAUGGUGUCUUGAGACGAAAGUAUGGCCUUGCUGCUGAUAAUGUCAUUGAUGCUCGUAUGGUGGACGUUAAUGGAAGAAUUAUUAAUCGCGGAUCAAUGGGUGAAGAUCUAUUUUGGGCCAUCAGAGGUGGUGGCCCUUCCAGCUUUGGGAUUAUUCUUUCUUGGAAGUUGAACCUAGUUUCUGUCCCAGAAAGAGUCACCAUAUUUAGUGUCACAAGGACUAUACAACAGAAUGCAACUGAUAUUGUUUGGCGCUGGCAAACGCUUGCUCCCAGCCUUCCAAAAGACGCGGAGAUAAGAAUCCAAGCAAAUACAGUCAAGAAAGACAGCCUUGCAGAUGAUACAGCAAUAGUAGUAAGAAUUUUAGGCUCGUACCUUGGGGGCGUAGAUAAACUACUUUCACUAAUGCAAGAAAUAUUCCCAGAACUGAAUUUGGUUCACAAAGAUUGUGUUCAAGUUAGUUACAUUCAGUCUGUGCUGUAUUUCGCCACCAAUUCUGUUGAACAACCUCUUGAAACUCUCUUGGAUAGGACUACAUUCAAAGUUCCUUGCAAGGUGAAAACAGACUACGUGACACGACCAAUUUCAAAAGAAGGCUUGAAUGGAAUCUGGGAAAUGAUGCUAAAAUCUGAUCCGGACACGACAAGCCUGUUCUUGACUUCGUAUGGGGGGAAAAUGGAUGAAAUUUCAGAAUCUGCAAUUCCAUUCCCACAUAGAGCUGGUACACUAUACAUGACCUCCAUCAGAGUGCUGCGCGAUACCAAAAAGGCCUUGGACUGGAUCAGAAGCUUUUACAGCUACUUGACUCCAUACGUGUCGUCUCCAAGGACGGCGUAUGUGAAUUUUGUUGAUCUUGACUUGGGAGUGAAUAAUGAAAAUGGUGUCACAAACUAUACAGAAGCCAGCAAGUGGGGUAAAAUGUACUAUAAGAAUAAUUUUGAUAGAUUGGUUCACAUCAAGUCCAAAGUUGAUCCUACUAACUUCUUCGGACACCAGCAAAGUAUCCCUCCUGGCUCCUCUUAA